GCCACAUAAAGAUUCUCGGGAAAUUAGGUGACUUCUGUGACUUUGGACAAUUCGGAGGUCAUUUGUACUAUUAAUUGGCCGUUCAAGUGUUGGGGAUAAAGAACACACGACACAAUGCCUGGAUUGCAAAAAGUCCUGAAGGGUGUACUACAGUACAGAGAACUCUUCAAAAGUAAAAUGGUGGAAAAACUUGUCCAGAUCAGUGAGCACCCACAGCCAACUGCCCUGCUGUUCACAUGCAUGGAUACAAGGCUCCAACCUUCUGUAAUUACAAUGUCCAACCCUGGUGACAUGUUUGUUGUGAGAAAUGCUGGCAAUAUGGUUCCUCAUUCUGACUUCUGCAGCUACGAUCAUAUCACUACAGAACCAGGUGCAUUGGAACUUGCCUGUAUUCACAACCCCAUCAGACACGUCAUAGUUUGCGGCCACUCAGACUGUAAGGCAAUUAACCUCCUGUUAAACAUGAGAGACAAAAAAGCUUUAGAGAACAAGGAUGGUACUCCAUUAGAGAACUGGGUCAAGAAACAUGGUCUAAGUUCCGUUAUGAAAUUCGAACAGCUUGAAAAUCUUGGAGACAAAGGAUCUGGGCCAAUCAUAUUUCAGGGGGCAUCUCCAAAACACACAUUUGAGGCUUUUAUUGAUCCUCAAAAUGAGUACUCAAUAUUGGACAAGUUGUCACAGGUGCACUGUCUUCAACAAUUACAAAAUAUAGCCAGCCAAGAUUUCCUGAAGGAAAAACUUUCGAAGAAUGAGGUUCAUCUACACGCUAUGUGGUAUGACAUGAAACUGGCAGAUAUGUUGAUAUUUAGCCGUCAACGAAAACAAUUUGUGACAGUUAAUGAGGACAAUUAUCUCCAUCUUUUGGAAGAUUCUAUGACCAUGCCUGACCAUAAAGAAAUGGAGAAACCUAGUCCGGUCUGGCGUGGUUAAGUAACGUGUAUAUCCUCAGUUUUUAUGUUAUGCAUUAAGCUAAAAAGGUGCAAGGUGUAUUGCUUGUCUGAUUGAAUAUUGCCACAAAGCUUUAAUGAGGCUAAAAAUGAUGUACAGUCAUGAAAAAUACAAGACCGAUGUAAAAAAUAUUGUACAGUUAUGAAAAAUACAAAACUGAUAUUGAGG
Owenia fusiformis is the source of this 1116-nucleotide messenger RNA. The record is from the annotation of a GenBank genome assembly. NCBI's taxonomy places the organism in Eukaryota, Metazoa, Annelida, Polychaeta, Sabellida, Oweniidae.